Molecule: messenger RNA, 675 nt
Organism: Vanderwaltozyma polyspora DSM 70294
Lineage: Eukaryota; Fungi; Ascomycota; Saccharomycetes; Saccharomycetales; Saccharomycetaceae
Gene: NMD4
Product: Nmd4p
Exons: 1
Coding region: 1-675 (224 amino acids)
Source: RefSeq, a predicted model, not a curated record
AUGAAUGUGUAUAAUUUUAUAUUAGAGGCAUCAUCUUUUGAAAAAGGAUUAGGAAACAUUAAAAGAUGGUGUGAGAAUAAAUCAGAUAAUGUUAAAUUAAGAAUAUAUAUUCCAACAUAUACAUUGAGGGAAUUGGAUUUCCAAAGAUAUAAAUUUAAAAGUUUUAUGGCUAGGGAAUCGUUGAAGUUUAUUGAAUAUAUUGAGGAUAGAAAUUCAUCUCCUAAAUACCAUUCAGAUUCAUUAGAAAUUAUUAUUGAAUUGCCAGAUUUUUUGGAUUUAGUACUAUGGCGUGAAGUUUUAGAGAUAGCUGGUGAAGAACAUGAGGAGAAAUUGAACAAAUUACCACGCAGAUUGAAAAAUUUGUUAAAAAGUUGUGUUCAUUUGUGUCAUUUGCAUGUGUCUGAUGAUUACAAAUGGAUAUUGAUAUCAGAAGAUAAUCAAGUAAAAGAAUUGGCUAGAAUUUGCAAGAUUCCUAUCAUUUCAAUAGUUGAUGCAGAUUCUGCUUUGGCUAGAGACAUGAAUAAAAAGUCAUUCAAGAUGAGUGAAAAUUUUAAUAAACAGAUAAUUAAAAAUGGCGUUGCUGAAGAAACUAAACAAGGUAAAAAAAUUGUAAAGACGAACUUUGAUAAUACGGUUUAUGCUUCAAGAGGCAACGGUGUCCUCUGGGCACCAUAG